AUGAUCCGUCUGUUGCUUUUAUGCAACAUUUUUGCUCUUCAUUCCGUUUACGGUAAUGAUAGCACUGUUGCCCAGGCAAACAACCAGUGGGAGUCAAUUCAACCGAUUCUUUCGAAUUAUGAUUUGAAUCGAACCUGCUGCUCGGAUGAGUAAGUCUUUUCCAAUUUUUGCUGUCGUCAUGAUUCCUGAUUUUUUCAUUAUUUUAAAAAUCGCAGCUCUUAUUGGUCAUGAAUUUCGAGGUUUCUUAUUCGAAUUGGAUAACUUUUUUCAAAAAGAUAUCAAUCACAGGAGACACGGAGACAAUGCCGACAUUCACGAUUCAAUUUUUCUAAUAAUAAUGCUCUUUUUUUGAAGAUUUUUUUCAAAUACUGCUUUUUAAAGAUUCUAAAAAAGAUCAGAAAUUCAAAAACUCUUCAUAAAAAUUAAUUUGUUUGAAAGUUUAAAAUUGACAAAUUUCUAAUAGUUUACUUUUCAGCCAAUCUUCUAUUUCUGCCGAACCGGACUACGAAUAUCCAUAUAAACACUUAAAAGUUGUUGUCGUCUCCGACACACACAAAGUUAACCAACAGUUUCAAUUGUUGAUGGAUGAAGUAAUUGAUUAAAAAACGUUUUUUUAUAAAUUUUUUUUACAGCCCGAAUACAACAAAGGCGAUGUUUUUAUUCACGCAGGGGACUUCACAAGUCUUGGGACAAGCGAUGAAAUUGUCAAGUUCAAUACUUUUCUGGGUAAGCUUACUUAUAAGCGGUAAACGUUAAAAUCUUAUAAAUUUGUUUCGAUUUCAAAUAAAAAAUUUUUCUGUACUUUUGCAAAAUUUUAAAUGGAAACGAAAAAUUGUAAUUCAGGAAAACUCAAGUUCCGACACAAGUUGGUCGUAGCGGGUCAUCGGGAACUUGGUUUCGACCCAGUUGAAGACCUUUCUCUGAGAGCUGGAGAUAGAACCGGUCGAGGAACUAAAAAUGGCUUCAAAUAUUUGACCAAUGCCCGUUAUCUUCACGAUGAGGCUGUGGUGGUACGUUUUUUUUUAAUCAGUUUUCUUGGCAAAAAAAAAAUUACAUAAGCUGAUAAAAAAAGCCUUUUUCACUUAUAUGCAUAUUUUCUCAUCAAUGAUUCUCAGGUUCGAAAUAAAUAUAACGCAUGAAACUCUUUUUCAUUCAAACAUAGUUUUUGGAAAAGCACAGAAGGGCUAAAAACAGGUUCAAAAGGAAAAAAAAGAGACUAAUAAAAUUAUAACGCAUUUGAAGAAAGUUUUUCGACUCAAAAAGCAAAAAAAAAAGCCAGAAUUCUGACGCGUGCCUGAGUUAGAAAAUUGAGAAUCAGAAUGAAACACUUCUUGGCUUUCAGAAGUUUAAGUCAGCAUUAUUAAUCGCAUAUUCAAGGUUAUGGAGUUCUAGAUCGACGGCGUCAAGUUCUUCGGAACGCCGUACCAUUUCCAGUCGGGUUAUCCGUUUUACCUCGACCGGAAUAACAAGAGAGAGCUUCGGGCUUGGAAUUCGAUUCCCAGAGAUGUCGAUGUGCUGAUCACUCACUCGCCUCCAUUAGGUUUCAUGUUUCUGGCUUGCUUUCAUUUUGAAAACCGUCCAGGAAUUCUCGACUUUGAUGGAAAGGACCAUUGGGGCUCACACACUCUUCUGUGGAAAGAUUUUCAGUUCAAACCGCAGUGAGUAAAGAACAAAUAUUCAUUUCUUCUUCUUAUUUUCGAUUCCACGUGUUUGGCAACAUACUCGCCGAUUAUGGCUCCAUACAAAGCAACUAUACGGUUUGAAUUUGAUUGAUAUUAUUAACCUUCGUUUUUUUUUCCAGACCUUCAUCAACGCUGCUUUGGAAAAGCCCUAUUCCAAUUCAUACUAUCAUGGAACCGACAGAAAACCUUUCGUUUUUUAUGUCCGUAGUAAAAACUGA
Molecule: messenger RNA, 1900 nt
Organism: Caenorhabditis auriculariae
Lineage: Eukaryota; Metazoa; Nematoda; Chromadorea; Rhabditida; Rhabditidae
Source: the annotation of a GenBank genome assembly